Clonostachys byssicola is the source of this 1560-nucleotide messenger RNA. The record is from the annotation of a GenBank genome assembly. Lineage: Eukaryota; Fungi; Ascomycota; Sordariomycetes; Hypocreales; Bionectriaceae.
AUGUAUUCUACCUUGAUACCUGUGGCUUGCUUCAUUGCCUUUCUCAGCUACUUCAUCGUUUGGCCAGUCAUUGUGUACUUCUAUGAUGCCAAGGGCUUCAGAAAAUAUCCGUCAAUGAAUGCCAUCGCCGGCUUCACUGAUCUCGGGUUCAUGUAUGAGGCCACCAAAGGCUUCCGAUCAAAGCGUCUAAGUGAACUACAUCAGAAGUAUCCCGUCAUCCGCAUCGGCCCAAACUCGCUCUCUUUCCGUGGUAUUCAGGCGAUCAAGGACAUCUACGGCCAUGGCACCGGCUGCACCAAGGACAUCUUCUAUUCCACCUUGGCCGGUACACACUUCCACCUUGCCGAUGUCGUCGACAAGGCCGAGCACGCUCGCAAGCGUAAGGUCCUCUCUGCCGCCUACGCCCUGAAGAACCUCGAAGGGUGGGAACACAAAGUGGCAGACAAGGCGGAAAAGUUCAUCAGGGCAUGCGAUGCGGCAUGUACCGCGCCCCUCAAGCCCGGCCUGAACCCUGAUACCGCAGAUCUCACCUUUGACUACCGCAAAUAUACAAACUUCUUCACGCUAGAAGCCAUCGCAGACAUUGGUUUAUCGGAACAGCUCGGCUUCAUGGAGAAGGGAUCGGAUGCUUGCACAGCUGAGAAGAUGGACGGGACGCUCUAUACGGUCCCUGGCGCUCGCGCAGCCCUGCACGAGGGAUCUAUUGCGCAGACUUGCACCGUUUGGGCGUACCCUUGGUAUAAAUGGAACAUCUACAUCACCAAGCUCUUGUCCAAGAGGUAUCGUGACAUGUGGGAGCUGAGCGACAACUGGAGCGAUCUCGUAUAUCAUCGCGCCACGAAGAGGCUCGCUCGGUACGAAGCCGGAGAGAAGCUAGAUGACUUCUUCCAAGCCCUGAUGGAGGACAAGAAUGGACAGCCCCAUAACCUCGACUGGGGUGAGAUUGUGGCCGAGAUCUCCAUCAUGAUGAACGCCGGGUCUGACACGACUGCCAUCGCCUUAGUCAACGUUAUGUACCAGCUCAUCAAGAACCCCCAGGUUCUAAAGAAACUCCGAGACGAAGUCGACACAGUCCUUGAUGAAGAUGAAGUCGUCGCGCCAUACGAGAAGGUCAAGCAUCUGCCUUACCUCCGUGCUGUCCUCGACGAGUCUCUCCGCCUGGCGCCACCAUCCAGCUUCGGUCUGCCUCGCCGUACUCCAACCGAAGGUUGCUCCGUUGGGACAGAGUGUAUCCCCGGAGAUACCACGGUGAGCAUCUCGGCGUACGUCGCCCACCGCGAUGAGAAGGUGUUUGAGGAUCCAGAGACUUUUCAGCCGGAGCGUUGGCUGGGGGAGAAGGCUCGUGAGCUGCAGGCAGGGUUUGUGGCUUUCAGCGCUGGAGCCCGCGGUUGUAUAGGAAGGAAUAUCUCAUACCUUGAACAGACUGUCCUGUUGGCUUCUGUUGUGCAUCGGUAUGAGAUGGCUCUCCCAAAUAAGAGUUGGGUACCCGAAGUAAGGGAGGGUACUAAUCUGCUGAUGAAGGAAAUGCCGGUGAAGGUUUGGCGAAGGAAUCGGGUUUGA